AUGGCUGUCCAGCACCCUUGGCCUUGGAGAUCCCUCUUAGGACCAUUGCCCUGUCCUGCAGCCUGGGCACAGGGUGGCCACUACCAGCAACUACCCAGACUGGAUCCAGCAGAAACCUGGCUCUGUCCCAAAAUCUUUCAUCUGCAGUACUUGCAGUGUAGAGGCAGGGGUUCCCUGGUCCAGGCAGCAGUGACUCAGCCGGCCUCGGUGUCCGUGUCCCCGGGAGAAACCGCCCGCAUCACCUGCUCUGGGGGUAGCAGCAGCUACUAUGGCAGCUACUACUAUGGCUGGAUCCAGCAGAAACCUGGUGGUGCCCUGGUCGCUGUGAUAUAUGGUUCCCUGGUCCAGGCAGCAGUGACUCAGCCGGCCUCGGUGUCCGUGUCCCCGGGAGAAACCGCCCGGAUCACCUGCUCUGGGGGUAGCAGCAGCUGGUUUGGUUGGUACCAGCAGAAACCUGGUGGUGCCCCAGUGACUGUGAUAUACUGGAAUGACAAGAGACCCUCGGGCAUCCCUGCGCGAUUCUCCGGUUCCACGUCCGGCUCCACGGCCACGUUAACCAUCACUGGGGUGCAAGCCGAGGACGAGGCCGUGUAUUACUGUGGUAGCUAUGCUGGUAGUGAUACUGGUGCCACGGUGCCCCCGAGCAAUGGGGAAGUGAGACAGAAACCUCCCGCCAUCACAGGGACCAUUGAACAGUGUCUGCUGUCCCACAUGUCUGAGGGAGCAGACGCUGGGGUGGUGGGGGCUGUGCUGGGCCCUGCCUCCUGCCUGUGCUGCCUGGACGAGGUGCCCCUGCACGGCCUGGCUGGCACCCAGGGCCCUGCUGGGUGCCCUCCCUGCCCUCCUGCCCGCGCAGCUCUGCCAGGAGCGACCGUGGUGCUGGGCAUCUGCUUGUCUAUUUUGAGGAUGGUCUAAAAGAAUGAGAGGAGUGCAGUGAGGCGCUGGGAUCUGCAUCCUGGGGGACAUUUGGCCUUCAUCAGGUUGAGAUCUGAGCAACCUGCCUCCAAGGUCUCCUGCAUGAGUGGGUCUGGGACCAGCCUCCUCCUGCUGUCCCUUGCGCCCUGUGUUGUUUCAUGAGGCUUAGCUCUCACAUCCGCAGAAGUGUCUCUUGCCAAGCCCUCUGGAGCUGCAUACAUCCCCCGUGCUCUUCGUCAGCCAUCGCCUCUCCCCUUGGCUUGGACGAGGCCAUGUAUUACUGUGGUGGCUAUACUGGUAGUUAUGCUGGUGCCGCGGUGCCCCCGAGCAAUGGGGAAGUGAGACAGAAACCUCCCGCCAUCGCAGGGACCAUGGAACAGUGUCUGCUGUCCCCAUGUGAUUGUCACAUAGGUCCCCACCAGCGCCCUCUCCGCACUGCACGUGGUCUGCUGUGGUGCUGGGGAGGUGUAGCCUGGUGACGAGCAAAGGCCUUGUAAAGCUGGGCCCAAUGGGCCAAGAAGGACGGGGAAGGAGCCAGGAGCGAAGAGCAGCCGAGCAAGAGGGCAUUGCGGGUGCCGCAGCCAGGGAAGUGCCAGAGUCACUGAGGUUGGAUGCACCCCUGGCGAGGGUCUCGUCCAACUGGCCAGGCCGUAGCAGGGUUGAGUAGUGCAGGUUGUGCAGGUCCUGUCCCGUUGGGUUUUGCCUGUCUCCAGGGCUGGAGACUUCACAGCCUCUGUGGGCAACCUUUGCCAGGGCUUGACCACCUUCAAGGGGGGA
This is a messenger RNA of Dromaius novaehollandiae (emu), 1692 nucleotides long. RefSeq lists its product as uncharacterized. Gene Ontology annotation, biological process: immune response; immunoglobulin production. The transcript has 4 exons. The record is from RefSeq and is a predicted model, not a curated record. Bases 1 to 915 code for a protein of 304 amino acids. Lineage: Eukaryota; Metazoa; Chordata; Aves; Casuariiformes; Dromaiidae.